UCUCGGUCCCUUCAAUUAUACAACGAAAUUAGAAAUUUAAAAAUUUCAAGAAAAUAGUAUUGUUUUGUUUUUGCACUCUCUGACAAUAUUUUAAUUUAUGUAUACAAGUAUAUAAUUGGAGGGAGUAGUCCAGGGACCAAAAAUAAAUGAAAACCUAAAAAUUUAAUGGUGCUAAAUAAAGCAACGGCGUACUAAAACAGUGUCAUCAUCAAUUCAUCAUUUAAAUCUCUCACCAUAAAAUUUUUAAACGAAAAAAAAAUAAUAACAAGAAAAACGAACAACUAAUCAACCCACACAAAAGAAAAAAAAAUAGUUGAUGAUACAAAACCAAAUAUUAUAAUAAGAAGAUAAUAUUUUUAGUAAUUUAUUUUUCUUAGUAAUUUUAAAAUACUAGUGUAAUUUAUUUAUAAUACUUCUCGGAAGAUAAUAAUGGUCAUAUACUAAUGUGCAACACAUAAUCUUGUCGAAGUAUAUAUAUAUAUUAAAAGCCACAUAAAAGCAUAACGAGACAAACAAAAAGGAACAGAAAAAAGUACUUGUAACCAUUUCACACAUUUAAAAUAAAAAAAAAAAACACAUACAUGUUCGAGAAGAAACAAAUAGAGUAUAAAUAUAUAAGUUGAGGUGUGAAAUCUUACAAAAAAAGGUUGCAAGUAUAAAAGAAAUAGAAGGCCUUAAAUUGGCUCAAAGAAUCUCCUUCAUCUAAAGCAACCUUUUCUCGAAGCAAUUCCCUAUACAAUCUUCCUUCCUACCUUAAUUGAUAACUCCCUCUAAAAUUCCCAGUUUUAUGUAAAUAAAACGAACCAUUAUAUAUUAUUGGAAUUAUAUCAUAAUUAAAGUGAAAGAUGAUGAUGAUGAUGAUGAUGAUGAGGAUGGCUGGUACAACAAGAGCAAGAGCAAGAGGUGUAACGCAUGCAGACUUGGCUCCUAAACCACAAGGUUUACAACUCUCCAGCAAAACUGGUGCUCUUCUUACCAUUCUUUGUAUCCUUUGUGGUCUCCUUUGCUUCAUUCUCUCCCUCUUCGCCGAAGCUACUCGUUCCGAGGUGACAUGGAUGUUAAUAAACAACAAUAAUAAUAGUGCAAAGAAAGGGCAUAAGGAAAAAGGGGAUUACGAGUGUAUGUAUAGUGGAAGUGGUAAAGUGCCUUUGAUAUGCGCAUCAGUUGCAUUUGUAGCAUUGGCUAUUGCAAUGCUUGUUCAGCAUUCAUUUUUGCUAAUUGCUAUUAGCAAAACUACUCCUCCGGUUUAUGUAAGCUGGGACCCUCAAUCUUCUAUUCCUAUGAGAUCUCUUACUUGGCAAGCUGGUUUCUUCUUCAUUUCUACUUGGUUGUGUUUUGCAGUUGGAGAAAUAAUGUUACUAAUAGGAUUAAGUGUAGAAUCAGGGCAUCUAAAAGAUUGGUCGACACCAAAAACAAGCUGCCUUAUAAUCCGAGAAGGUGUGUUCACAGCUGCAGGAGUUUUCUCCCUUUUAUCAGUCUUCUUAGCAGCUGGUUUAUACGCUACAGCGUUACGAGUCCAAUGGCUAGGCCAACAACAAGAGACUAUCCGGCGAGAGAUCUUGGAAGCCUCUUCCACUUAUGCAUCCCCGCCUCGAUCACCCCAACAUAGUCGAGUGGCUCGAGAUGCACCUACCGACGUUGCCAGACAAGAUCAUACGCCUACGUUGUCUCAACAACAACAACAUCAAUUGGUCCUAAAUAACAAGCAAGGUAGUUUAGUGUAAAGAUGCAAUAAUUGAAGAGUGUUUGAGAUUGUUAUACUUAAAGAGGAAAAUUGUUUAGGAAGUACAUAAUAUACCAAAUGUACAUUUAUCUUAAGAGUGUAAAUAUACAUUACAAGAAUUUUUCACACGUUGUUAUUAUACUUGAGGUUUA
Messenger RNA from Chenopodium quinoa (quinoa), 1875 nucleotides. RefSeq lists its product as uncharacterized. The record is from RefSeq and is a predicted model, not a curated record. The coding region runs from base 846 to 1724 and encodes 292 amino acids. NCBI's taxonomy places the organism in Eukaryota, Viridiplantae, Streptophyta, Magnoliopsida, Caryophyllales, Amaranthaceae. The transcript has 3 exons.